Impatiens glandulifera is the source of this 5408-nucleotide messenger RNA. RefSeq names its product zinc finger CCCH domain-containing protein 19-like. Lineage: Eukaryota; Viridiplantae; Streptophyta; Magnoliopsida; Ericales; Balsaminaceae. The coding region runs from base 173 to 5281 and encodes 1702 amino acids. The transcript has 10 exons. Gene Ontology annotation, molecular function: protein binding; DNA binding; metal ion binding. The record is from RefSeq and is a predicted model, not a curated record.
UUCUAGGACCAACGUAAUCUCUCUUUUCUCAUUUUUUUUGUUUUGCUAAUACGUAAUCUCUCUCAGACUGCUCUGUCUGUAGAUGCUGCCGCUCAUCAAGACAUAUACUUUCUCGUGUGUUCGUAACUGCGUAUGUGGAAUCUAGGGUUAGGGUUUUAUAUUUAUUAAGCCGAUGGAAGACGAGGGCGAGAAAGAGAUUAUCAAGAUGGACAAUCCUCCCGUUCAACUGCAAGCUCAUCAUGAGUCCCAUGAUACAGAAGAUAAACCUUCUGAGACUGCGGAGCUCGCAAAAACCGAGGAAAAUAGCGAUCUUGAAUCCUCAAUUCUUCCUCAAGUUCUAGAAUCGCAACUACUUGUUGGGCCGCCGCCGUUUUUAUCUGCCGAGGAAGGGAGAACGACCGAGGAGGUAGUGACUCUGUCGGUUGAAGCGAAAAUGCAUGUAUCCGAGAAGUCUGCGCCUGAGAUUGAUGUUAGGCAGGGACUGGAUGAUGCUGCAGAAGACGAUGACAAGGUGGCCGAAGAGGGGAAAGCUGAGCCAGAAUUGAUUGAAGGUGAUACGCCGCUCAUUAGCGCCGACCCAGCAGUGGAUAUAUCAGAGGAAAUGGCAGGAAAUGAUAUUUCUUUGGCUGGUGUGGCCGAGGCUGAUGCAGUGGGCGAUUCUUCUUUGAAAUUCGAUGGUCCAGAGAUCGUGCCUUCUAAUAAAUCUUUGGGUGAGACCCAAGAUGAGGUAAUAAUGAAAGAAGAGGAAACUCAGAUAGUGGAAAAUGCAAUGAAGAUGAAAGAUGAUGAAGCGGGGUCAGAUGAUAGGGAAUGGAGGUGGAAGUCCUGUGAGAGUGACCAACAAUUUGUUUCAGUCGAUCCAUUGAUUCAUUCAGAUGAUUUCAAAGCUAUUGUGACAAAUGAUGUCGUUCCUACUAUAGCAGACGACUCAGACAAUUUGCAAUCCUUUGAUGUUCAGUCAUCUAUUCCAGCUAACGAUCCACAAAAUGUAGAUGUGCAGUCCCCAGUUGCUUCUAAACUGGACCAGGAAGAUGAAGCUUCAACUUACAUGACCUUAUCAGGUACUGUGUGCGAUCUUGCACCUGAACCUGAUAAUGUAGAAGUUAUUGAUUACCAAUCCUUGCCUGCCGCUUUAGUGAGUGUGGAAGACGAAGUCAUGAGACAAGAAAAUGUUGGAAUUACAGAAAUUGAUGCAACAGAAGAGAUUGAAGAGAACCCUAUUCAGCUUUUGGAUGGUCUGCAAACUGUUGAUGACGAUGAAGAUGAAGAACCGAUGGAAGAGAAUAAUACUGAAAUGGAGACAGAGACUGAUGCACCAGAGAUGGCAGAACAAGAUAAUAGAGGUGGCGCUGUUGAAGAGAACCCUAUUCAGCUAUCGGAUGAUCUACAAACUGUUAAUGAGGAUGAGGAUGAAGAGCCAAUGGAAGAGAAUGAGGCUGAAAUGGAGACAGAGACAGAUGCACCAGAGAUGGAAGAACAAUAUAAUGUUGGUGUCUCUGUUGAUCUACAAACUGUUGAAGAAAACCCGAUUCAGCUUUUGGAUGAUCUACAAACUAUUGAUGACGGUGAGGAUGAAGAACCAAUGGAAGAAAACGAGAUAGAGGUACCAGAGAUGGAAGAACAAGAUAAUGGAGGUGGCUCUGUUGAUCUACAAACUGCCGAAGAGAACCCUAUUCAGCUUUUGGAUGAUCUGCAAACUGUUGAUGACGAUUCAACAAAAGAUGAUGAAGAUGAAGAGCCAAUGGAAGAGGACGAGGCACCAACUGCUGAGGCUGAAAUAGAGACAGAGAUGGCAGAACAAGAGGUUGCAGAGAACACUGUUGUAGGGAAGAGGAAAAGAGGAAAGAACACCAAGGUUCCAUUACGAGCUUCAUCUAAGAAGACCACAGGAGAAGAUGUUUGUUUCAUUUGCUUUGAUGGUGGAGAGCUUGUGCUAUGUGAUCGUAGGGGAUGUCAUAAGGCUUAUCAUCCUUCCUGUGUCAAUCAGGACGAAGCAUUCUUUCAAGCAGAAGGUCGAUGGAAUUGUGGCUGGCAUCUUUGUAGCAUUUGUGAGAAGAAUGCACGCUAUAUGUGUUAUACAUGCACUUUUUCUUUGUGCCAAAAGUGCACGAAAGAUGCUGUUAUCUCAUGUGUUCGGGGUAACAAGGGUUUUUGUGAAACUUGCAUGAGAACUGUGAUGUUGAUUGAAAAUAAUGAGUCUGCAAACAAGGAGGAUCAAGUAGACUUUGAUGAUAAGAGCAGUUGGGAGUACCUAUUCAAGGACUAUUGGACAGAUUUGAAGGAAAAACUGUCUCUGACUACUGAUGAAAUUGCCCAAGCUAAAAAUCCACGAAGAGUGUCUUUGGGAAAAGAUGAAUCAAAUGAAGAAUAUAUUGAUGCCAACGAUGGAGGUUCAGGCUCAGACAGUUCAGAGAACCUAGCAGAUAGAAAACCCAAAAAACGAAUGUCUAAGAGAAGAUCGAAAUUGCAUGAGAAUACUGAAGAGGCUGACUUGCCAAAUACUUCAGAGAAAGCUUCUGCGCCUGCAAACACAGAAUGGGCAUCAAGAGAGCUCUUAGAGUUUGUUAUGCAUAUGAAGGAUGGUGACAACUCCGUUUUAUCUCAGUUUGAUGUGCAGGCUUUACUGCUUGAAUAUAUAAAAAGAAACAAGCUUCGCGAUCCUCGUCGGAAAAGUCAAAUUGUUUGUGAUGCAAGACUGGUAAAUCUAUUUGGAAAAGCUCGUGUUGGUCAUUUUGAAAUGUUAAAACUUCUUGAAUCUCACUUUCUUAUGAAGACCGACGCUCAAAUCGAUGAUGUUCAAGGCAUUGUUGUCGAUACUGAUGUUAACCAGGCGGAUAAAGAUGGAACCACCGAUUCUCCAUUUAGUAAGGGAAGUAAAGAAAAGAAACGCAGAACAAGGAAGAAAGGUUAUGAGAGAGAAGCUCAAUCCAAUCUUGAUGAUUAUGCUGCCAUUGAUAAUCACAAUAUAAACUUAAUCUAUUUGCGAAGAAAAUUGAUAGAGGAUAUUCUUGAAGAUAUUGACAAAUUCCAUGAUACAGUUGUUGGGACUUUUGUUAGGAUAAGGAUAUCUGGUAAUAAUCAAAAGCAAGAUCUCUAUAGGCUGGUCCAGGUUACAGGCACAACUAAAGCUGAUAACCCAUAUAAAGUUGGUAAAAGGACCACUGGAUUUUACUUAGAAGUAUUGAACUUGGACAAAACAGAGGUGGUGGUAAUUGACACAAUUUCAAACCAAGAUUUCACCGAGGAUGAAUGCAAACGCCUUCGGCAGAGCAUAAAAUGUGGGCUUAUCAAUAGGCUGACUGUGGGAGACGUCCUGCACAAGGCAACAGAAAUCCAUGCCGCUAGAGUUAAUGAUUGGCUGGAAGCAGAGACACAGAGAAUUGCUCAUCUUCGUGACAGAGCAAGUGAGAAAGGACGGCGAAAAGAGCUUAGGGAAUGCGUGGAGAAACUACAAGUUUUGAAGACACCGGAGGAGCGUCGCCGUAGACUGGAGGAGAUUCCUGAAAUACAUGCAGAUCCAAAAAUGGAUCCAAACUAUGAAUCUGAGGAAAACGAAAGUGACAGGGAGGAAGAGACUAAACAAGAAAAUUUCUCGAGACCUAGGGCAGUUUCUGGCUUUAGCAGGAACGUGAGGGAACCAAUCUCUCCUGGAAGAGGAAAUCUUACAGAGUCAGGAAGUGGUGGCUCGAGGAAAUACUCUGAUAGGAACUGGGAAUUCUCCAGAAGCAGUUCAGGGAAAGAUUUCCUGAACAGAAGUGACGAUAAAGCUUCAGUUAGUUCUCUUGAGGAUGAAAGCACAAGGAAUCAAGGACGAGAUGGAGGCAUACUACAGCAAUCUAACUAUUUUGAAACACCGCCGAAAUCUGAAACAGCUGGGCAAACAAAACAUUCUGUUGUAAGAUCAGAUUCAUUCACUAGUCCAGCAUCUAAUCCUUCAUCGUCGGUUACUAAGAGUAAGGAAACAGAAAAAAUUUGGCUUUAUAAGGAUCCAUCUGGAAAGAUUCAAGGACCGUUUUCGGUUGUUCAGCUGCGGAAAUGGAACAACACUGGCUACUUCCCCACUGACCUGAGAAUUUGGAGAAAUAAUGAAGAUGAAGAUAGGUCUAUGUUUUUGAAGGAUGCCUUGGCAGGAAGAUUUAAUAAUAAUCAGGAAUCACAACCAUCACAUCUUUCAUCCCCAACACCACCUGUCAAGAAGCAGCAGCUUCAUGGGGAUCAAAAUGUAGAGAAAUGGAGAUCAUCACCAACUGUCCAGGUUUCAAAAUUUUCAACUGACAGGUUGGGUUCUGAUUACAUCACUAGAAACGAUAAUCUCCCGUCGCCUACUCCAAACUCUGCCCCGACCCCAACCCCUAUUAUGCCAUCUUCAGUAAAUCAGGUUAUUAGAGGACAGGGGCAUAAUAUGGUCGAAUCACUAGGCAUCUCAGAUAUAACUAGUAAUCAUGAAUGGGUUUCGAAACAAGAAAUGGUUCCACAACAAGCAAAUCAGACUGAAACCCGCGUCAAUAUUGUUCCUUCUCAAACAUCUGAACAAGUUUAUGUUCAGUCAUCAUAUGGCCAUAAUAAUACCUCUACUACUCCUACUCCUACUGCAGCCAUGACUCAAACUGAAACUUGGAGGCCUCAAAUAGUCCAGCAGCAACAGCCAAACGUACCUUGGGCGGGUAAUAUGGUCAUGUCCUCUUCGUGGGGCCCAAUGACAGGUAAUCAACAGUUGGGUGGUUGGGGAGGACCUGUCCCUGUUCCUGUCCCAACUUCAAACAUGAACUGGAACAUGGUACCACCACAAUCACAACCACCCCCACCACCACUACAAGGGCCUAUGAAUCCUUCUGGAUGGGCAGUACCGGGAAACCACCCGGGUCCUCCUAUGCAGCAAGGUGGGUUUAUGCCCGGUAUGGGGAACCCGGGUUGGUUUCCACAAAUGGGUAACCCAGGUCCUAUGGCUAAUACAGGGCAGAUGCCUGGGAAUGGAUGGUUUCAGCCACCACCGGUGACAAAUCAACCUCCUCCUGCUUGGGGCGGGGGAACACAAAUGGGAAAUACAGUUGCUCCUGUCCAAGGAGGGAAUGCAAACCAAAACUGGAGCGGUCAGAAUGGUAACAACAGAUUUUCAGGUCAAAACAGGGCUAGAGAUGAUGGUGGUGGCAAUAAUAGUAGGGGGGGAUGGAAUGGUGGUGGUCGGUCUGGAAGGAAUAAUAAUAAUAAUAAUCGUGUAUGCCAAUACCAUUUGAAUGGACAUUGUAAGAAAGGUUCAGCUUGUAGACAACUUCACAAUUGAAGCAGGUUAGAGUUUUUACUCCUUGUUUUUAUUGUAUAUACAGUCAAUCAAUCAGCUUUCCUUUCUACAUUGAAAAAUUUUGAGCUUUUCCCUUCCCCUUUAUGUUAGCAUUUUGUUGUCCUUUACC